GACUCGGAGCUUGGAGUCGGAACCGCGGGUGAACUUGGCGCCCGUUCCAGGUGGCGGAGCCCCGAGGAUGGUGAGCGCCAGCUGCCGCUCCUGACCCUGCCUCCGCCGUGCUCGUCCGGGGCCGCCGAGCUCGGAGCCCCGCGUCGCUUUCCCCUGCCCGGCCGUGGGUGAACCUGCAGGCUGCAUACCCACCCGGAGGACUUUUUUUGAAAGGAAACGAGGGAGGGAGGGAGAGGGAAAGAGGGAGAGAACGAAGGGGAGCUCGUCCAUCCAUUGAAGCACAGUUCACUAUGAUCUUACUCACAUUCAGCACUGGAAGACGGUUGGAUUUCGUGCAUCAUUCGGGGGUGUUUUUCUUGCAAACCUUGCUUUGGAUUGUAUGUGCUACAGUCUGCGGAACGGAGCAGUAUUUCAAUGUGGAGGUUUGGUUACAAAAGUACGGCUACCUUCCACCAACUGACCCCAGAAUGUCGGUGCUGCGCUCCGCAGAGGCCAUGCAGUCCGCGCUAGCAGCCAUGCAGCAGUUCUAUGGCAUUAACAUGACAGGAAAAGUGGACAGAAACACAAUUGACUGGAUGAAGAAGCCUCGAUGUGGUGUACCUGAUCAGACGAGAGGUAGCUCCAAAUUUAAUGUUCGUCGAAAGCGGUAUGCAUUAACAGGACAGAAGUGGCAGCACAAGCAUAUCACGUACAGUAUAAAGAACGUAACUCCAAAGGUAGGAGACCCUGAGACCCGUAAAGCUAUUCGCCGUGCCUUUGAUGUGUGGCAGAAUGUAACUCCUCUGACAUUUGAAGAAGUUCCCUACAGUGAAUUAGAAAAUGGCAAACGUGAUGUGGAUAUAACCAUUAUUUUUGCAUCUGGCUUCCACGGAGACAGUUCUCCCUUUGAUGGGGAGGGAGGAUUUUUGGCACAUGCCUAUUUCCCUGGACCAGGAAUCGGAGGGGACACUCAUUUUGACUCCGAUGAGCCAUGGACACUAGGAAAUCCUAAUCAUGAUGGAAAUGACUUAUUUCUCGUAGCAGUUCAUGAGCUGGGACAUGCUUUGGGACUGGAACAUUCCAAUGAUCCCACUGCCAUCAUGGCUCCAUUUUACCAGUAUAUGGAAACAGACAACUUCAAACUUCCUAAUGAUGAUUUGCAGGGCAUUCAGAAGAUAUAUGGUCCACCUGACAAGAUCCCUCCACCUACAAGACCCCUACCGACAGUGCCCCCUCACCGCUCUAUUCCUCCAGUGGACCCAAGGAAACAUGACAGGCCGAAGCCUCCACGGCCUCCCACUGGCAGACCUUCCUACCCUGGAGCCAAGCCCAACAUCUGUGAUGGGAACUUUAACACGCUAGCUAUUCUUCGCCGUGAGAUGUUUGUUUUCAAGGAUCAGUGGUUUUGGCGAGUGAGAAACAACAGGGUGAUGGAUGGAUACCCCAUGCAAAUCACUUAUUUCUGGCGGGGCUUGCCCCCUAGUAUUGAUGCAGUAUAUGAAAACAGUGAUGGAAAUUUUGUCUUCUUUAAGGGCAACAAGUACUGGGUGUUCAAGGACACAACUCUGCAACCUGGUUACCCUCAUGACCUGAUUACUCUUGGAAGUGGAAUCCCCCCUCACGGAAUCGAUUCAGCUAUUUGGUGGGAAGAUGUUGGAAAAACCUAUUUCUUCAAGGGAGACAGGUAUUGGAGAUACAGUGAAGAAAUGAAAACCAUGGACCCUGGCUACCCCAAGCCAAUCACAGUCUGGAAAGGGAUCCCUGAAUCUCCUCAGGGAGCUUUUGUUCACAAAGAAAAUGGCUUUACAUAUUUCUACAAAGGAAAGGAAUAUUGGAAGUUCAACAACCAGAUACUCAAGGUAGAACCUGGAUAUCCAAGAUCCAUCCUCAAGGAUUUUAUGGGCUGUGAUGGACCAACGGACAGAGUUAAAGAAGGACACAUCCCACCAGAUGAUGUAGACAUUGUCAUUAAACUGGACAACACAGCCAGCACUGUGAAAGCCAUAGCUAUUGUCAUUCCCUGCAUCUUGGCCUUAUGCCUCCUUGUAUUGGUUUACACUGUGUUCCAGUUCAAGAGGAAAGGAACACCCCGCCACAUACUGUACUGUAAACGCUCUAUGCAAGAGUGGGUGUGAUGUAGGGUUUUCUUUUUCUUUCUUUCUUUUCCAGAAGUUUGUGGUAACUUGAGAUUCAAGACAAGAGCUGUUAUGCUGUUUCCUAGCUAGGAGCAGGCUUGUGGCAGCCUGGUUCGGGGCUGACCUUCCACACCAGAAGGUUGCUGGUCCUGCACAUGAGUGGAGACACACUCAUGGGGAAGAUUCCAUGAUGCACAGUAUCUGCCGUUCUUCAGUCCUUUGUCUUUCUUUGUCAUGCAGUUCUAGGCCUUUUCUCUGCACGCUCAAUGCCCAGUAAAAUUUCAGGAUUACCUGAAGAAGAGGAAAAAGAAUAUGAAGAAAAGAUUCUUCUUAAAAUUUUCUAAUAUUAUUUUAUUCCUGAAGUCCAUUUAUGGGACAGAAAACAUAAAAGGAAGCAAAACAGAAACCCCACAAUUUUUAUUUUUGCUUUAAAUCAAAGGAAAAAAAAGUUUUAAAAAAAUCCACAAUUGAACUUUCAAGAAAGUGUGAAGACCCAAAACAGCUUUGUCUCCAAAGAAGAUAGCUCUGUGACUGCUAUGGAUAGUCUCCUGCGCAUCAUUCAGUCAGGUGGGAGAUCUGGAAAACACAUGCAGGACUUCAGACCGUUGGGACAGCCAUUUUCCAACAAACAAGGGGCCAAAAUAUCUGCAAUAUAGUAACAGCCUUAAUAAUACAUCCAUUUUUCAUUUUCUACAGCUGUUCUCAGCUACGUCCUCAAUGUUUCAUCACAUUUAUAUUCAUAGCUAUCUUCCAACCGGAUCUUUUAAUUGUUUGAAGUAUUUCUAAACCCCUUCUUGCCACCUGACCCCAACAUCGUUGUGAUGAUCUGCCCUGGUUGUAUUAGGCAAUUGCCCCAGGCCUUCCAUGGGUCUGUCAGGAAUAUUCAUUACAAAGCAGAGCAAAAAGCAUUGUGUCUCUGAAGUAGAUUAAGUGACAGUCAUUUUACAAGGAUUGACGAGUCUCGUGAAUACAUUGGUGUAACCCUUUGAGAACUAUCAGACUUGCUUUAAGAUUCUUACUAUCCAGUGAGAGCUAGAACUAGGCAAUGGUAAAACUAUGACAGGUUGAAGAAGUUCCAGUUUUUAUAACAUGUUCUCUGAUCUCUUGUAAUUCCUAAGUGAUUUACAGCACUACAUAAAUGCAUUUAUAAUGAACAGAAAUGAUGUUACUUGCCAAACAUUUUCUGGCAAAUAAAAGUGAUAUUUUGUUAACAGUAUCUCAUAAGAGUGAAAUUUUAUUUCAAUCACUGGUUAUCAUAAUCUAAGCCUUUUCUUCCCUUAGACAUAUUGAAUUUUUAUUUUAAAACCCACUGCAUGAAAAUUCAAUUUGCCUUGAUACAGUGCAGUUAACAUUGCCACUUAAACAUGAAUUAAAAUGAUGACUGAGAUUGCAUGAAUGUCCUCCAGUGCAUUAUCUAUUGCAUGUCAACCAUAGUUCUCAAAGGGUUAGUGUGGCUUCUGACAUUUAGCCAUCCAUUUGAUUACUGACAGAGCCAAGAGACCACCAAAGCAUUUCAUUGUUGAGUGUAAUUUGUCCUAACAGCAGUAUUGUCAUUUUCAUGUGACCUGCAGAGCAGGUUUGUAUCAAUAUUUUUUUCCUAGAGAAAAGUCAGCAACUGACAGACCUCUUUAUUGAUUUUUAGGAGCUGCUUCUUGCAGUGAAAGGCUUUGCAGCCACUGGGCUGUGAACUUAUUAGAGAUGGUCAGAAGGAGUGCACCCCGUGAGGUAGACGCUGGCUUUGUGUGAAAGCCGGCUUUUGAGGGGAUUAGCUUUUGAAACAAUGAACAGCUUGCCUUGAACUUGAUUAUUGAUCUGUUGACUGUCAUUAACAACAACUUAAACAUUGUCUUCUGUGAAAAUUUUCCUUGAAGAGUCCUGUUCUAUGUUUUUGCCCUUUGACCUUUAACUUGCAAACUGGCACAAACUGAAAGAAUUUUGCUGUGGCUUCUCUGUUGGGUUUUGAAUUGUUCUCUAAAACCUAGUAAGCACGAGCUGUUUCCCUAAAGCGGAGAGAGAAAGGGUGUGGGCAGUGCGUCUGCGGUGGACACUUUGCUCCUAACAUGCACACUCUCAAAAAUGCCCUAUAGGUAGAAGUGACUUAUUUUCCUUUCAUAUAAUUUCAAGCCUAAGUAAGUUCUUCAUCAUUUUAUUACAAAUUAUUAAAAACUAUAGGGGAAAAAAAACCUCAAAUACUUGAAUGGCCAGUGUGGCUUUUAUAUAAAGCAGGAAUUUUAUACUAGUGAAAAUUUCUUACUCAUUUGCUAAUAAUACACAUUUCCAGAUGAUUUUUACUGAGUGUAGGUAUACAUUCUUAUUUGGAAAUGGAUAGUUUGGCUGCCUUGAAUUUAUAUUUAUACUCAACAUAGCAUGAAAAUUAGAAUGUCUUUUGGUUAAACUACAUGUUUAUGACUUGGUUGGGGGAAAUAUUUUCUAAUCAUGGGUGGCAUGCUGGAAGGCCUCGCAGAUCUGAGCAUACUGUAACUCUAAGAAAGAAAAAAAGGCAGUUAGUAAAGAGGAGUGGCUUUACAGCAAAACAUCAUGCAAUGCAGACUGGAUUUUAAUAGAUGAAGAUCAAAAAAGAGAGGGCCACGAAAGCAAGGAGAGAGAACCAGAAUCAACCCCGUAGCUUUACUUCAGUGCUUCCAUUCUAGAUGAUGCUGGUAUUAUAAAGUUAAUCACUGUUGCUGAGCAUAGAGGAGUUUAUAUAAGCUUGUUUAUGUAGUGUUUCCUGAUAGAAAGGUUUAAUCCUUUCAGGACCUUGAUGUCUAAAAAAAAAAAAAAGAAAAAAAAUAUUGGAAACUAUAUUUUGCUAAAGAUAGAAAUGCGGAACUGUGUCAUUUUGGGACAUGUGCAAAUCACUGAGGAACUCCAUCAAUCUACAUUGAAAAAAUUUUUCUCUAGACUGAGAAACAGAAUAAGCAAUCUAUUUCCUCUUUAUUCGUUCAUCACAAUAUCAUGAUUCACCACAAGACUGUAAGUAUACAAGGGCUAGAAAAUAAUCAUAGCAUUAAGAAGGAAGGUGUCUAUCAUUUUGCUUGAAUCCUGGUAAAAGUCAUGGAUGAGGUUUGGGUCAUAUUAAUUUGAAUAUGAGAAGAGUUUUAUGUGAUAAGAAAAAGCAUAGGAGGUUGCUGUCUUGACUAGAAUGUUUAUCAGACUGUAAGAAUGCAAGAAAUAAAAUAAUAAGUACAGUGUAAUCACAAACAUUGAAUUUCCAUUUGUUUAUUGUAUACCAGGCACUUUGCGAGUAAGGUUGCUGCCUCCUUUUCCACUUGAAAUUUGGAAAAAUGUGUCAGUUCUUAGAGAAUAGUGAAAGGGAGGGUAACUGUGGCCUAGCACAUGAGAAUUGUAAUUAAAAAUCAAUGUAUAGUAAUUUACAUGGGUCAACAAUGCACUGUGUCAGCUCAGUAUCAGUAGUGAUAUGCACCUUUCAAGCGUUUUUCAACAUCUCAUCACAAGUAAUGCAGAAGUUCAGACCUAGGUUUUCCCAAAUAAAGUGAAAACACAUUCAUUCUCACACAAAAUAAUCUUUCUGUUUCAUUAUUUCUUGUAAUUUAAUAUUGACACAGAUUUAAACCAGAAAGUUGUUUACAUAAAAUGAUUUCAUAACUUAUAAUUUUAAUGAAAUAUUGUUUUGUAUGUUACUACUUUAGCUGAAUGGUGUAUUAAAAUAGCUAAUCAGCUUGAAAUCUCUGGGAGGCAGUAAUUCCUCAUCAGACCUUUUGAAAAAGUUGUAAAUUUAACUAUUGGCCCAUUUCAGAACAAAAUGUCUAUGGGCAACCACAGUCAUUCCAAGUGACUAUGAAUGCCUUUACAAUUAUAAAAACUACAUAGUGAAAUUAAAGAACAUUGUAUAUUACUAGUAAAGAUAAUUUCUGCUAGCUAAGAGAGCAAUAUUUUACUGAAUCAUAUGUAAUAAUUUACUAAGUAAUGAUUACUCCCCAAAAAAUUACCAAGUAAGAAAGGAUACAGACUGAUUUACUGAAAUUAGCAAAUGUUAAUUUUAUUAGUCAUAUUGCCUAUAAUUUUUUAUUGAAACGUAAUUUGGCUUUUCAUCUACUCUGUAGUUAUUUCCUUUCUGUGUGAUUUUAAGACACAAUGUAGUGGGUGAAACAUUACCCAAAUUUCACUGGCAGUUACAAUUUAUGAAUGAUGGUGUAUAUACUGAAUCCUAGGGAUAAUCAUGUAAUAUUUGCAAGUGAUACAUAUUGUGUUGAUAUCUCUAGUAUGGUACAAAUACAGACCAGUACUUUGUGGCUCUUACAGUAGAAUAACCAGUGUGUCCAUAUUGACUCAACUCAGUGUGCUGUUUGAAGAGGAAUGGAUAUUAUUUAUAAAUAGACUUGUUAAACAAGAGUCAUGAAAAUGAUCUUUUAAAAAAGUUUUUGGAAUUAUUUCCAAAAACUAAUAAAGGUCGUGAUUUAUUGAUGUGUUGAGUCUGUGAAAUUGUAGUAUAUAACAAAACAAUCUUGGGGAUGACAGGCUUUUGCAGAAGACACAGCGAAAGGUUUCUGAUGUUUUUAAGAGUAUAUUCCAAAGUGUUACAAUGUCAAACAGAGCAUACCUUUUAACCCAAAAAUGUCAAAUUCAGAUGACCUUUUACAAAUAGCCGUAACUACAGUUUCAGUUAAAACAUGAGAUCACAAAAGGUGUCAAGUCAAAUCAUACUGAAAAAUGUAACCAUUGCAUUGGACUUGGUGCACUUUCGUGAUACUGAUUUAUUACCACCACAGGAAAUGAGUGGCAGAACAUAAAUAGGUUCCACUUUCCUGAGAAGCACCUGUAGCUAUAUCAGAAAACUUCAAACAGUUUUAGUUUAAAAAUGAGGACUUUAGGUAAUAAAGAAAGCACCACCAAGGGACAGUAUCAACAAAUAUGAAAGCUAAAUAUUUAAUAAGUGGAGGAGGAGGAAAAAUGGAAAGACAUACUCUAAUACUCUUUAAAGCAACUGGAAAUUUUACCUUAGCAAGUAUAAAAAUAGUGAAAAAUGCACCUUCCAACUCUUCUCACUAGUGAUAUAUCAGUGUAUAUAUUUAGCCAGUGGUCAUUAGAUGUUAUCUUCCUAAACACAUCUGAUAAUCAUGCAUUGCCUCAGAGGCCAAAAUUGUCAGAAGUAGGUGUUCUGUAACCUCAAUUGGAAAAGUAUAUAAUAUUAGAAUCCCCUGAGCAAAGCCAUCCCCUAGGAUAGAAGUUUACCUCAAUAGUCAUAUAAUACAAAACACUUGGCAUAGUAGCAAAAAAGUUGCCUUAGUGUUAUAGUCUCAUCUGAUUGUAACCUUUGACAAUAAAGUACCACUCGAAUCAUUUUUCAUGUUUCCUAUUGAUGUACUUUUGAGGUGACUCUGAAAUAGUUCAUGUCAGACUAACCAUGUCCAAUUACAAACAUCUUUUCAACAUAUGUCUGCUUUGAAAUUCAAGCCAAUAGUAUAGAAAGCCUAAAAAUGAAUACUGAUUUGGUAAGUUACAGAAAUUGAAGGAAAAAUGUGGUAUUGCAAAAUUCAUGAUAAUUUUCUGGGUAGAAGACAAAAGUAGCAGCCUUCAGUUUUGCAAGAGAGCUAUGAGUUUAUAACUAACUGGACAUGACAUGCAUCUUUUGUAGCACAAUGCUAAUUCUUUAUACCACAUAAGAAUAUAAAACCAAAAGAGCCUUUGUGCUAUAACAAAGACUUCACAGGCAUUCAAGAAAAUUGAGGGCAUAACUAGUAAUUCAUGGUCAGAAUAUAAUAUGUACAAAAAUUAACAUGAAAUACACUUCUAUUUGGAAAUGUUAAGGAUGCUAUUCCUUUUUAGUUUAAAGAGUAGCAUGUCUUCAAAUUUUUUCUUACACUAACAUAAGAAGGGCGAUAACAUUCAAGUUUGUACUCAAUAUGUCCUUACAUUAAAGGGCAUAUUGGACAGUAUAAGAACAUGUCAUAAACUAGAACGUUGUGCUAAUUCACAAAACUUUACCAUGUGCUCUGCUGUAGAGCUAGUUUUAUAUGCCCUUAAGAAGGGAAAAUAGCAGUUAAAUAUAAGUAUGAAAAUAUGAUAACACUAUCAUGUUAGGUCACUAAGCUUCAGAACAAAAGAUCACUAAUCUUUAGUUCAUUUAGAAAACCUGGAGACAAUGGUGAACAAAAAUGAAAUAAGAAACUUUUUGACUAAUGAAGAUGUAUACUGACAAUUUUAUUCACGUUUUUUUACCCAUGAAAAGAAGCAUCACUUGCCAUUGAGACAUUUUUGUAGCUCUUGGACUUUAGCUAGAAUGAGUCCCAGGCAAAGUGUCUUUUGACACAGGCAUCUUUAGACAUGCCUUCUAUAUGAUGAAGCUUUGGUCAGAUGUGACUGCAUGGUAGGACGCUUCCUCCUAGUAUGACAUGGUGCUGCUUGUAUUUGCCACCUUUUAUAUGAAUGUAUAUUGCUACAUUGGCCUGUCUUGCCAGGACCUGUAUGAAUGAAGCCUGGUGUGAGCUACCUGCUUGAGAAGUCAGUAGGAUGCAUGUUUUGUUUGCUGUCCUGUAAUGCCAAUUUGAACUUGUUUCCUCUCUAUAGUUAACGGCUCAGUUCUGAGAUUAAACACACUUUGCUUGAAUGAAUGAUUUUUUGUAUAAUUCAAAAUUUAUCUUUAAAUCAGUGCCAUAAUUUAUUUGCUAUCACUGCGAGAAUAUCACAGAGGACACACUUCUGUCUUCUUACACCUCUUCAAAAUAUACAAUUGCUUGCAUAAAAUUGAAUUUUUAGUCCUUUUUGUCACUUACUGCAUAUCUAACAUAGAAUUCGUUAUUCUUUGCUAUGUUCAUAAAUACAAUAUUUCACAAUCUUACUUUCAAAUCAACAUAGUUUCCAGACAAAGGUGAGCGUAUGCCUGGUUUUUCUGCUUCUUUGAAUCAGAUCAUUAUUUGUUUGCUUUCUGUUUGUCACCCAAAAGUAAGAUGGUUUGGAGGAAUAACUUGAACUGAACAGCAUUGUGUAUUUGAGAUAAUUUCCAGGAAAUAUGUCUUUGUUCUUCAGUAUUUUGCUGCAGAAAUUUCAUGCAAAUACUUACUCCUUGUACAUUUCACAUGCCUCAGUCUCCUUCAUUAGUUUCUAACUUUUUAAGAGCUGUUCCUUGAGAAAAGUGAAAUGGUGAGUAUAAUGGCCAUUGUUUAUUGACAAGGCAGCUAAGGAAAUUUGUUUUGGAAAGUGCAUCAUGAAUGAAUAUACAGUAAAGUAAGUAUAACACAGUGUUCAGUUUAAGGUACACGGGGACAUGAAUGUCUGAAGCCUUGAUUCUUUGCUCUAUUCCCUUCACAAAUAAAGUGCAUAUAUACUAGAAAGAGAGAUAGAAUAAAAGAAUUAGGAGUAUGAUAGCAGAGCUGUUGGCUGCCUUGGUUUGGACUGCAUCAGCAUUGCUAUCGUUGGCCUCUAUUUUCAGAGGUUUUAGAGAGUUGGCCGUAAAAGAUUGCUUUGCUUCAAGCUUAAAAGUCUUAAAAGAUUUUUAUCUUAUGUAUCUAAUUUUAAACAAAUAUGUCUUGUUUUUAUAUUACAGGAGGGAAUGGAGUUUAAUAGUUCAAUUUUGCGCUAAUGUAACUUUUAAUAAACUUAAAUUUUUAACAAAACCAUAAAACCAAAUUAGUUCAUAGUCUGUUGAUUUUUUUUAAACCAAAUAUUAUUGACAUUGAGAAAUUUGCCUGCUUCAUCAGUGUAGUUACCUAUCUUCAAGAUGUUUUAAAACUUGUAUAUCUUACUAGCAUCCUGAUUCCAGUAGUGGAUCAGUAUGAUAAGAAUGGAGAUUUAUGACAUGCAUAUGAGCUAUCUAGUGAUAUAGAUUUGGAAAUAUAGUGUAUAUAUAAUAUAUAUAGAUAGAUUUACUAGGUAGACUAAGGAGAGAACGCUCCUAUGAAUUUAGUUUGUCAAAUAAAUAUCAUAUAUUUAAAGAAUUGCACAGACAUUAUAUUUCAGAGUCCAAAUGAGAUGCAAAUAAUUGCAAAGAAAAGUUAUCUCAUGGGUUAAACAAUAUACAUUUUAUAGCUUCUUAUAAAAAUAAUUUUCCUUCCUAUAUUGCAAUUAUGGAAAAUUAAAAGAAUUAAAAUUAAUACAGAUUUUGUUUUAAAUAACAUUAUACUGUGAAGCAGAGAGAAACACCAGGAAAUUAAAAAUUUAGGCCAUUAUGUUGUGGCUGUCUGAAAAAACUUUAAUUCCCCAUAAUAUCUUUAGUUAUGGCAAGAUUAUUAAAAUCUAUCUCUAAGUAUCUAGAUUGCUCAUAUUACACUCUACACUGUCUUAUUUUUUUUAAAUAUGUAGUUUUCAAUGUGCAAGGAAUGAAACAUUUCAUUUAUUUGCUGAAUGAGUUCUAAAGUUGAUAAGUUGUGACUUUCACUUACACAGAAUUCUGUACAUUUCUCCCAUUCUAAAUCUGGCAUAUAUAUAGAUUUUUUUUUCAGAUGGCUUCUACAGACAAACACAAAGCUUGUUUGUGUGCAAAUACAUGGCUAAUUAAAUGGUGCUAAAGUGUAUUAUGACUGUCAGAUAUAAUCAGGCAAAAUUUUGUGGUGCUUAAAUUAAUUUUUCAUUGAUUUUCUUGAUCAGUGCAUUGAACAGUGUUUAUUUACAAAUUGUCUUUUAUUAAUAAAUCAAGGCCUCAUAGCACAUUGUUAAAUAAAAUGGUUGACUAGUCUAUGUAAAGGCUCACCAAGCUAUUAUCUCUUAACACCUUACAAUGUUGCGCCAUUAAAGGUCAAGGGAUCAUGCUAUUAAUCCCAUUGCUUUAGUACCAUUAACAUGACUGAACAUUUUCACAAAGUACUUAUGUUUACAAUGCUAUAACCCUUUGACUGCUGCGGCAACCUUUAACCACACAUGUCACAAGCUAGAAUCAUCAGCAUGGUUCUUGCCAUGGCAAUCAAAGAGUUAAGGGCUGUGCAGUGAUUUGUUUUGUAUUUAUUAAUUUAUAUUUAUUUCAUUUCCAUUCAAGGAGGGGACUUGGGGUGGGGCAGUUUUUGUCUGCUGUAAGUGUCUUAACCUAGGGAAGGGUUAAAUGGCUUUUUAUACUAUUGCAUCUUCUGUAUUUACCAUCAAUUCAUUGUGUUGUAAUUUUAAAAACCUGUCAAUAAAUAAGAGAACAGAAAAAUGGUUCCUAGA
This is a messenger RNA of Cavia porcellus (domestic guinea pig), 11210 nucleotides long. It is a transcript of the gene Mmp16, whose product is annotated as matrix metallopeptidase 16. Bases 291 to 2114 code for a protein of 607 amino acids. Gene Ontology annotation, biological process: extracellular matrix organization; collagen catabolic process; skeletal system development. The transcript is spliced from 10 exons. Gene Ontology annotation, cellular component: plasma membrane; extracellular matrix. Gene Ontology annotation, molecular function: zinc ion binding; metalloendopeptidase activity. Lineage: Eukaryota; Metazoa; Chordata; Mammalia; Rodentia; Caviidae. The record is from RefSeq and is a predicted model, not a curated record.